Molecule: messenger RNA, 1991 nt
Organism: Pseudogymnoascus verrucosus
Lineage: Eukaryota; Fungi; Ascomycota; Leotiomycetes; Thelebolales; Thelebolaceae
Exons: 3
Coding region: 180-1991 (603 amino acids)
Source: RefSeq, a predicted model, not a curated record
CUUCAUUAUGUAUGCGAAUAACAUUAUACUCUAUGACCUGGUAAUCCCGUCUCACCUGGUCUUGCACUGUGCAUAUUGUCUCUUGCUUUUCAUGUCUGUCCUGCUAUAAACUUCCCUCACCCCUCUUGUCAGUGAUAGAGAGUUCCUUGGUCGAGGUGUCACAAUGAGGGGCCGUCGAUAUGCCCGACGUUUCUUUAAAACUUGAGGCUCUGAAGCUAUCAUGCCCAGAAGAAAGAAUAAAGCUUCUCGUGACGUCGUCAGCCGCAUUCCGGCCUCAAGAUGACCGUUUUCGGCGGGUGCGUUCUGAUGAGCUCCUACAUAUGAUGGAGAGUGGGAAGGUCUGUAUCAGCCGAGGACCAGGCUGCGACCUUGGAUUCGGGUUUUCAUUCAAGAACUUGCAAUCAAAUGGGCUUGCUGAGAAAGCUCUGGUCGAACAGCUUCGCCGAUUUGUUCUUGGAGCACCCUGGUGGGAACAACUCCCAGUUUCUCCUUCUCUCAAUUUUUCUUCUCCCAUAUGCCCUGAUGUGGGACCAACGUUUUCUAUCAAGUUACAUGACACUUUACCAAGUCUACAUUCAAAUGGGCAUCCGAAUCCAGAAGAAUCCCCAAUCGCCGAUCUACAUGUCCCGGAAUACGUUCCAGACAUCAGGCUUAUGGGAAUCAAGCUCUUCUUUACCUUUGAGCCUACAUGCGAUACUCCACUGCCAAUACUAACAAAAGAAACUGCAACAGAAGAUGACAUGCUUUUCGAAGAUGGCUGCGAGAGUGAUCCAGACCUGUUUGAAGAUAUCAUGGACUUGGAAGCAUUUGAUUCUUCGACGCCUCGCCACGAAGCCCCAUUUGAUGCCAGCUCCGUAUUGGAAGGCAAGUCAUGGGAGGAUCACGGUUUUGUCGAAGACCAAUACUAUGCUGAUGGAUACGAUAAUACAUUGCUAUACCGAACUGAUCACAGCAGCGUCCAUCUACCGACUCCCGAAGCAUCUAUGACUUUCAAUAACCAACAGGACACAAGCAUGCUUGAUUCCACAGAUGAUUCCUCAAAUAACCUCAUUACCGAAUCCUCGUUAAAUUUAGCAACGGCAAAGCAAUUAACGGAUGUGGCACUCAGGACUUUGCUUGGUGGGCGACAGACGAAAUUUACGCCAAACAUCAAGGUCCGCAAGCCACGUCCGAAGCGCCCUCUAUCAAGCAUUAUGCCUCUAAUAUGGAGUCCAGGCUUCAAAAAUGCCAUUUACGAACGCUCUGCCUUCAUAAACACCAUCUCAAGCACCCUCUCCUCCCUCUCCAAAACCAGUCAACUCCCAAGCCUCCAAAAGAAACUUUCCACCAUCCACGAAAACUCCCCAGCCCGGUUUGCCCAAACGCACCCUCCCCGACUGAACCAAACACUCCAAGCCCACGUGUUCCGAAUGAUGCAGACCACCCUCUACGAACCGAUCGCAAGCCGCCGUCUUCGACCCAGUGUUAUUGAGGAAAGUGGGGAAGAGGAAACGAGAAGCGGGCCUGCUAGUCGGGAUCGUGAGGAUAGUGGACCGGCUCGGGUGGACAUCGAGAAUGCGUCGGAGGAGGUGGUGGAUGCGGAUGAAGGAUUUGAGGAUUUGUUUGGAGAGGAGUUGUUGUCGGAUGGAGAGAUGGAUAUGCUCUUCGAUCUUGAGAUUCUGCGGAAUCGGGGAGAGGGGGGGAGUUGUAGUAUGCUUUUUGGGAGUGGAGGAGGGGACUCAAGUAUGCUGAUGAAGGGCGAAGAAGUGCAUGAAGACGGUACCAGAGAUGCUGGAGAAGAGGACAGCAUAUUUUCAACUGGGGAUUUCGAACGGAGAGAUGGAGACGAGCAUAUCUUAUACGAGCGCGAAUCUUGGGAGUCAAGCAUUGUGGAGGAAGAGCUGGAAGAAGAUGCAGAGAUGAUAAUGGACACCGAACCAGACACAGUCCAUGGCUAUAGCUCAAUGUAUUUAGACGAUCCGUAUAUAAAUAAUGAAGCAAUCCUCAUUUGA